Styela clava is the source of this 1830-nucleotide messenger RNA. RefSeq names its product stomatin-like protein stl-1. The record is from RefSeq and is a predicted model, not a curated record. Gene Ontology annotation, cellular component: mitochondrion; membrane. NCBI's taxonomy places the organism in Eukaryota, Metazoa, Chordata, Ascidiacea, Stolidobranchia, Styelidae. Gene Ontology annotation, biological process: mitochondrion organization.
UUUAAGUAAAUCAUGCUCCAUUUCAGCACCUAGUAUUUGCAUAGACUAUCAUGAAUGUUUUAUAUAGAAGAGUAUUAAAUUCCUGUAGAAGGAGAUUACUUAGUCCACCACAGGAUUACUUGAUUAAUACUGAAAAAUUCCACAAAGUCGGAAACUUAAAACUUCAACUACCUUUUUAUCAACAACAUGCUUGUUAUUCUCGAUUACCUGUCAAUACAGUUUUCCUCUUUGUUCCACAACAAGAAGCUUGGAUAAUAGAAAGAAUGGGAAAAUUUCUGAAAAUCUUACAGCCGGGUUUGAACAUAUUAAUUCCUGUAUUAGACAGAGUUAAAUAUGUUCAAAUUUUAAAAGAACAAGCAAUCAAAAUUCCGGAACAAAGUGCUGUCACUAAAGAUAAUGUUGGGCUGCACAUUGAUGGAGUGCUUUAUGUGAAGGUUGUUGAUCCGUAUAAAUCUAGCUAUGGUGUGGAAGACCCAGAAUAUGCAGUAACACAACUUGCACAAACAACAAUGCGAUCAGAAAUAGGUAAAUUAUCAUUAGAUGGAAUAUUUCGAGAAAGAGAAAUAUUAAAUACCAAUAUUGUCAUGGCGAUUAACAAUGCUUCAAAGGACGCAUGGGGAAUUCAAUGUUUACGAUAUGAAAUUAGAGAUAUACAAGUCCCAAAAAGAGUGCAGGAAGCAAUGCAGACGCAGGUCGAAGCAGAAAGAAAGAAAAGAGCUGCAGUACUUGAAUCUGAAGGGAAAAAAGAGGCUGAUAUUAAUGUUGCACAGGGGAAGCGACAAGCACAAAUCCUAUCAUCAGAAGCUUUUAAAAUCGAGCAGAUCAAUAAAGCUGAAGGUGAAGCCAAAGCCAUUAUUGCGAAAGCUGAAGCCAGAGCUAGCUCUAUUUUGAUGGUUGCCGAAUCUUUAGCAAAUGAACAUGGAUCAAGUGCUGCUGGACUCACUAUAGCAGAGCAAUAUGUAAAUGCAUUCGGCAACCUUGCGAAGGAAGGGAACACAAUAUUACUGCCAUCGAAUACAGGCGACGUAUCAAGUAUGGUCACCCAGGCAAUGGCUAUUUACAAAAAUAUGCAGUCUGUUCCUAAUAUAAAACUGAACACCAAGGGACUUCUACAAGAUGGUGAAAUUCAUAAUGAUGACAAAGUAGUGCAAAAUUCAACUACAGACGACAAAUGAUCCAUUGACAUCGAUUGAUCAAAAUUCAACGAAGUUCUGUGGAAACGAUUUUGGAGGCAUUGUCAUUCUUCAAUGGAUUUAAAGAAAAGUUGCUUCUCUCUAGAUACAAACGUGUUUGUAUGUACAUGCCCGAUAUGGAGAAUAGUUCUCAGGGUAUGAAUCUGCAUACUCGGUACUUGCUAGUUGUAUUGAAAUCAGUUUACCUUGAUUGCGUAUAUAAUUUUUUUUCGCAGAAUCUUCCUGGUUCUUUGGUUUUCUUCAGUAAGUGUAGACAAGGUAAAAGAGGAUAUUAGCCUAUCCUAAAUCACAUUCUUGACAUUUGAAAAUUUUGCCAUGAACACAGGACUAAUCAAAUUAUUCUUCACAAUCCUCCACCGACAAAUAAAACUGCCCGCACGUUUUGUUUGGAGUGUAAAAUAUGUAGAGAUCAUAAUAUCGCAAUUAAAAAUCGGGCAAUACUUCGAAGCAAUUUGACAUGAGAAAAUACACAUAUAUUUACCGCAAUUUUUAACACAAUAGUGAAGAUUUAACAAAAGAUGCCAAAACUUCCAACCAAGGUUUAAAACAAGAGACAUGAUAAGACAAUCUCCAAUCGAGAUUUAGGCGUGUGAGCAUUGUGAUAAGAGAGAUUUUAAUUCCACGAACAAUGAAAGAC